AUGGCUGCCAUCGUCCCGAUUUCGUGCAACCAGCGCUGGCGCAGUCGCUCGCGCAAUGCCAGCACGGACUCAGACUUUUUGGGUCUCAUCCCAGCGCCCCUGCCGACCGAUAAUAUGCUGCAAGAAGCUGAUGCAUCCGAGAGCGAGGACGAGGAUGACUCCAUCGAGCAGGUGGAGUCCUCGCACAACAUUGUCAUUCCUCGAGAAUUUACUGCCCACGAAGCUGCGUGGUCGAUCCCACCUCGGAUCAAGAAUGCCAAGUCCAUGGAGAGACGACGGGCGAGUAGCUCGUAG
Molecule: messenger RNA, 294 nt
Organism: Hyaloperonospora brassicae
Lineage: Eukaryota; Oomycota; Peronosporomycetes; Peronosporales; Peronosporaceae
Source: the annotation of a GenBank genome assembly